Selaginella moellendorffii is the source of this 1130-nucleotide messenger RNA. Its product is annotated as phosphatidate cytidylyltransferase, mitochondrial. The record is from RefSeq and is a predicted model, not a curated record. The transcript is spliced from 10 exons. Gene Ontology annotation, cellular component: mitochondrion. Gene Ontology annotation, biological process: CDP-diacylglycerol biosynthetic process; cardiolipin biosynthetic process. Lineage: Eukaryota; Viridiplantae; Streptophyta; Lycopodiopsida; Selaginellales; Selaginellaceae. Gene Ontology annotation, molecular function: phosphatidate cytidylyltransferase activity. Bases 47 to 1093 code for a protein of 348 amino acids.
AACCCUAACUAUUCAAAGAUUUUAGGCUAGGGAAGAAAGGGAGAUUAUGCGGGCAAAGAUCGAGGAGGAGAGCGAGCGCGCUCGAUUGGCGAGCAAGGAGGAGCUCGCGGCGCCGCUCCAGGCGCUGCCGCCAGUACAGUUCGCAUUCGCCUAUGGCUCGGGAGUUUUCCGUCAGCGCGAGAUCUCGGAAUCAUCGGAUCGCACGGUGGACUACAUUUUGGGUGUCUCGUCGCCAGCGCAGUGGCAUUCACAGAAUAUAGAGAUGAAUCCAUCGCACUACUCAUCUUGGAUCGCUCACUUUGGCGGCAAAGCGGUAGCGGACGCAGCUUGUAUUCUUGGAGUUGGCGUUCACUUCAAUCCCUUUGUGGAGUGGCGGGGCAAAGUGAUCAAAUAUGGUGUUGUUGGUCUUUCUGAUCUCGUGGGCGACAUUCUAACGUGGAGAAGACUCUACAUUAGUGGGCGGCUCCAAAAGCCUGUGUGUAUGCUCGUGGACCAUUCUGGGAUAGCACAGAAGAACAAAGUAAAUCUUCAGGCCGCUCUUUCGACUGCAAUGCUUCUACUGCCUGACGAAUUUUCCGAGGAACAACUAUACGAAACAAUUUGCGGACUAUCCUACCAGGGUGACAUACGACUUCUUUUCGCCGAGGAUAAAAAUAAGGUUUCGAAGAUCGUCCAGGGCAGUUUCUCGAAUUUCCGCAACUUGUACAGUUCCUCUAUCCAACAGGCAACAACGAGCGACGUUCUGAAGCUGUCUCAGAAGGACGAGAAAGUUCUCAGUUCUCGAUUUUCACAGGAGCUUGGCCCUGAUGCCGUCCGGGAGCAUGUUUCUCACCUCCCUUCGACGCUUCUCCAGCGUUUGGCAGCUAAAACGGGAACAAGAUGCGAGAAUUCAUCGGGAGGCAGCGUCGCGGUCGCCGAUGCGCUGGUGAGAUUUGGGAAUGCCCGGCAGAGAUUGAUCAAGCAAGCAGUGGCGAGCAUCGUUCGCACGUCGAGCUUGAAGCAAGCGCUCUCGGGAUUCAUAGCUGCCGGUGGAGUGAAUGCGUUCCGAUACGCGUCCAGGAAAGUAGGCAAAGCGUGGAAAUCCUGCUCCUGAGCGCGAAAUAUUUGAAUUUAAAUUUUGAAAUUUUAAC